This is a messenger RNA of Penicillium verhagenii, 4227 nucleotides long. It is a transcript of the gene jhd1, whose product is annotated as [Histone H3]-lysine-36 demethylase. NCBI's taxonomy places the organism in Eukaryota, Fungi, Ascomycota, Eurotiomycetes, Eurotiales, Aspergillaceae. Gene Ontology annotation, molecular function: transcription coregulator activity; histone demethylase activity. The transcript has 2 exons. Gene Ontology annotation, biological process: regulation of transcription by RNA polymerase II; protein demethylation. The record is from RefSeq and is a predicted model, not a curated record. Bases 1 to 4227 code for a protein of 1408 amino acids.
AUGAUGAGCGCUGCAUCUUUUUUAUCCCCGGCGGGCGAGCGCCCUCCACAAUACCGCACUCCGUCCCCUCCGCCGCGACGCGCUGUCGAACCCAUAACUCCAUCCACCACCGAAUUUCUCGCCUCUUGGGCCGAGCGUAAUAUCACUCGGGCCACCAGUCUUGACCGCGACCAGCGAUCCUCAAACCACAGCCGGAGUGUUGCUACCGAUGCAAGUUCCCAUCAACGGUCGGGCCAUGGCCGAUCAAAUUCUACAAUCGACACACUUGCGACCAUAGCCCUCGCAACCAGCCCAACUUUCGCACCCCUCUCACGCCGUCCACCUUCCCCCAAUUCUCAACCGACUGCACCCUUGUUUCCUCCCGAUAACCAUUCCGAAAGACCGGCCAAGCGUCCCAGGUCACAACGAGAUCCGUCACCGCAUCAGUCUCAGAGAAUUCCACCGAGCAAUCCCCACUCUGCCUUCAUAGACAGCAUGAAAACCGACGCGGAGCUUUUGCUUAACUUUGCCCGGCCCACCCACUUUCACCCCGAAACCGUCAGAAAACGGGUUAGCAUUGACGAGUCCUACCACAAUCACGGCGCUAACUCAAUACGACACAAUCGAGUUGGGUUCGCUGGAGAUUCUGCUGGCCCGGAAGAUGGGAAAUCCCUGCACAACGAGGAUGGUAUUCCGCCAUCACGCAUGAGGUCUCGUUCAGAUGGGUCUGCAUUUCUCUCGCGCCCUGUCAUCCGUGGCGUACGUCCAGCCACUAGCUCAGGGACAUUACCUCCGGUCGUUUGGGAAGAUGAAAAUGAGGAUAGCACUCCCGGGGUGGAAGUAUCUCGGUAUGCUGGAUAUGGGGAACAUCAAUCUGCUGAGGACCGAGAAUCCAUUCCUCGCAAAACACCUGAACCCGUCCCCAAACUUGAAGAAGAAUCAAGUGAGACGAAUCAAGCAAGCUGUACUGCGUGUCACCUGGUGCGAAUUCCGGUAGAGACCGAGGAGCAAGAUGAAGAUACUUGGAUCGGCUGCGACGGUUGUAAGCGCUGGUUCCAUAUUGUCUGUGCUGGGUUCAAGAACGACAGAGAGGUUCGCACCGUUGAUAAAUUCAUCUGUCGUGCAUGCCGGUCCACCCAUGGGCAAACAACCUUUGUCCGCAAAUCUUCGCGUGCUCGUACAGCAAUUGAUUAUGCUGGUCUGAAUCAGGGGGUUGUCAAAGCGGCCACUGAUUCCGCAGAGCACCACUAUCUUGAGCCUAUUCGUCAAGGUAAGAUCAAGUUUCAACCGGAGAGCUUUCCUCGUAUGAAGCCGGAGUUGGUCACAGCAGAAUACUUCGAACGAGGCAACGGAUGGAAUGAACCUGUUGUUAUUCCGGCUUGCUGGAACCGCCGUGACCCCGUUCCCGAAGUCGACGCAGACUUAGAGACUUUGGUGCACGAAGCUGCAACACAGGAAAUGUUUGAUGACCUGCUCGACCAUCUUUCUGAACAGGCAAUUGAUGUUGAGAAUCACCCUGAAUGUGGUCAAGAUCAACUUGACAUGGUGAUUCCUCAAGGCCUCACUGUUCGGGCAGUGGCGGAGCUCUACGGCCCCGAGGAGAGGGUCGAGGUUAUUGAUGUCAAGUCUCAACAAGGCGAAGAUAAGAGGUGGAACAUGCAGAAAUGGGCCGAUUACUAUGAGAGCUCUGAACCCAACAAGCCCGUUCGAAACGUUAUCAGCUUGGAGGUAUCGCAAAGCAAGCUAGGCCGUCUCAUCAAGCGACCUAAGGUUGUACGCGACCUGGAUCUCCAAGACGCUGUAUGGCCUGAAGAAUUGAAGGCUAUUGGCGACUACCCAAAGGUUCAGUUUUAUUGCCUUAUGUCUGUCGCCGACUGUUAUACCGACUUCCACAUCGAUUUCGGUGGAUCCUCGGUUUAUUACCACAUUCUCAAAGGCAAAAAGACAUUCUUUUUCAUUCCUCCGAAAGACAAACAUCUCAGGAAGUACGAGGAGUGGUGCAAUUCUCCCGCACAGGAUUCAAUAUUCCUUGGCAACCAAACAAAGGAGUGCUAUCGUGUUGAUUUGUCCGAGGGGGACACCAUGCUUAUCCCAUCCGGCUGGAUCCAUGCCGUUUGGACCCCAGAGAACAGUCUAGUCAUAGGUGGCAAUUUCCUUACUAGACUGAACUACGGAAUGCAGAUCAAGAUUCUCAAUAUCGAGAAGGAGACGAAGGUUCCUAAGAAGUUCAGGUACCCCUUCUUCCAGAAGAUUCAAUGGUACACGGCAUUGAAGUACCUAGAAGAUGACCCCGUUCCGGAAAAUGUGCUGGAGGCCUUCGCCCAGGACGAGAAUUUCCGAGUCCACAGACAUUACCCUAUCUAUUAUGAGUUUGGAGAACGUGCCAACCAAGAGCCUCCCGGCUCUCCUUAUUACAACGCCCGAUUUUACUCUCAAGCAGAGCUGGAGGGCUUGCCGGAGUUGACUAAGUAUCUUCUUCGGACUGCUCUCAUUGCAAGCUCUUAUAACGUCGAUGGGGUGACAGUGGAUGUGCGCAAUGCUGUCAGACGUUCUAUUCCGAAGGGAGUCGGAGAUCCCGUGGACCUAAUUCGCAAAUUUGGUAUUUGGGCUGUCUGGAAACGCGGUAACGAGAAAGCGCCUCAGUGGACUCGUCCAGGUGUAAUCGAAAGCAACCCCAAGGUGUCUCUCACAGAUAAACGACCAGCUGGUCGGCCUAGCCGUCGCUCCGAACGUAAUGUGGACAGCCAGCGCACCUACGCCGAAAGACAGGCUGUUCAACGACCCACGGAAGAGGAUGCUACUCCUGUGCCUCCCGCAAGCAGCGGGACUCUCGCGUUAUCCGAUAGUGCAACACCUGCCCCGGUUGGUCCUAUUGCAGAGAUUACUCCUCAAGAACCAACGACGCCUAAACCACGCUCUACGCCACGGGGCUCGGGUCUUGGUCCGAAACGCGUCGCCUGUGAUGCUUGUCGCAGACGACGUAUCAGGUGUCGCCAUAAGGAUGAGCCGAAUGAGUGGAUACAGGGUCGGCAAAUGGCAAUCAAUGGAUUCGCACCUGGAUCGGGUCUCAGCACCCCAUCUUCCCUCGCCCAGGAUGCAGUCUCUGCCUUGAACUCCUUGGCUGCAAUCGCCUCUCAAGCUGGAUUCCAGGGAAACAGUGUGCCUGGUUUGGAACAUUUUGACUCGGCUUUUCAAUCGACAAUCAUGGGUGCCUCGACCGCAGCUGCCAACAGACUCAAUGAAGGCAGCCCCGACGGUGCCAAUGGCAGUAAGAAGGGGCGCAGUAAGGCAUGUGACGACUGUCGGAAAAGCAAGCGUCGUUGCAUCCACGAUGACCGUGGAAAUAUUGACCCGAUCAAAGCCCAAGAACGGUCGAAACCUCGUGGCACUACAUCUGCAAAACGACCCCGUCCUAAUGAAGACGAGGCCAUUUCUGCUACAGCCAAGAAGACCAAGCAAGAGAGCACAUCUCCAAUUGCACAACCGGCAUUAUACAGUCAACAUACAGAUGGUGGCAUGAUGGCUCACGCAAUGCCAGUCCCAAAUUAUGACGACGAUCAUAUUGGCUAUGGUUCUCUAGAUCAGCUUCAGGACCAGCCUUUUAAAGAGGAUGAGACGCACAUUGGCCACGUUUCAUAUGCAUCGCCGCCCGCUUUCCACGCCGAUUUGGUUGAAGGGAAGGAUGUCACUUCUAUGUCAGUUUCAUCGAAACCUACCGCCUCCCUAGUUUCCCCGCCUACGUCGCUGGCCGACGAAAUGGAUGUGGUGCAGGACGGAGAGGCACUAGCGUCCGUUGAGGGUGAAGCACCCACUGCGCUUCACACGCCGAAUUCCAGCUCCCGCCAUUCUUCUCGCCAACCUCGACAUGGUGACCAAUCCCGACACGGUGACCAAGCUCGGCACGGACAUCAGCCUCGGCAUGCCGAACGCUUUGCGCCAGAGGCGUCUACCAACCGUGCAUCUAAGUCUGCCAAUAUUUCAUACCCGCAUAUGCGUGGAAUGACCGUGUCGGGUUUUACCUAUUCCCCCAAGAAACCCUCGUCACGUCCAUCAUCCUCACAUGCAAAGAAAAGCUCCCCGAUGGUGGAGAGACAUUUCGAUCGUCACGCGCCCAAUUCUUUAUCUCCCCACCAGUUAAAGCAUACAAAGCACCUCAUUAUUGACGAGGCUGGUACAGAUGCCGAGAGCCUGCGGCUCAUUCGAGAGCUCCAGGAAGAAGAAUUUGGGCUGCGAAGACGACGAGGCUAG